AUGCCCCAAACUCUAUUUCGGGUUCUCCGCCCCAAGGAGUGGCAAGAGGCCGACAAAAGGGGGUAUCUCUGCGCCGCAGAUCCUCUUGAAGGCCCUCUCGAAAAUGACACAAUUCAAGACCAUGUGCUCAACGGCUCUACACACGUGUUGUCAUUUACGGCCGACUUGAACGUGGCUCUUGCUUUCGGUGGCUGCCUGUCCGAUAUCGCAGUGGUGCAAGAGGCUGGCCUGCCCAGUGAUCGCGUGUGUCGGUUGGACAAGGGGUACUUCCAAGAUCAGCACCUGUCAAACAAGCAGGCCAUUCAGCGAUCGAGGCGCUCCGACGAGGUGCUCGUGAGCUGCGAGAUCCCUUUCAAAAAGGUCGAACUCCUACGAACUAAUUGCACAAAUUGUGAGAGUGUCUUCGUGCCCCAGUUUGUGGACAAAGACCGAGCAGACUUUCCAUCUGAGGACAGUCUCAUGGCAGCCCUGAAUGAUCGCACCUCGCUCGGCGCCGAGCGCGUCAGCACGGCAAACAAACGAUUUUUCAAACUGAUUGUCAAUGGGACGACAUGGCUUGCUCGGACGCCACGGCCAAACGUUGACUUGGAAAAGCAAGUGCUGUUUGGUGAAGAGUUGGUUCAGCAGAGCUAUCAUGAAUUCGCCUGCUUUGGUGCAUAUCGUAUGCUAUGCAGUGAGCACGCUCCACGCUGCGUGCUGUACCGACUGAGCUUUGAAUGGGAGCCAGUCAACGGGCUGCCUGCUCCAUCAGCACCAGUGAGCUGGUCGCUGCUAUUGAUGGAAAAUUUAGAGUUCCAACCCGACCCAUCGCCUUCUGAACGGCUGCGCAGUGCCGCCCUGGCCCUGCUGCCGGUGGAUGUGCUCCUCGGCAACUGGUAUUGUGCCGGCGAUGCUGACACGUUUGAUCGGCUUGCGAGUGAACAUGAGGCAGUCUACGGCUGGCGCCCAAGUAGCGGGCAUUGGGUCCGCCUUGCGGUAGAUAGGGCACUUGAUGGCACGUUGGCCGAAGAUCUGGCCAAGGACGGCAAGCACAAUCGCCCUUUGAAAGAAAACCCACUCCUCCUCUUAAAAAGCUUGAAAAACGAACACGCCUGGCUGUACGCCAGCGUGACGGGCUUUGACUCAUUCAUGCAGAUGUAUGGUGGUCCCGACACGAAGCAUACCUUGAUGGAUGAAAUCGGUCAAUUUGUGAACUCUGUCCUUCCAGAAGACACAGGCUGCAUUGUUGAGGCUCUUAAAAUGCGAAAUAGUGAGCUUGUGAUGCGCCUGCCCUUUCAAAAACUGCGGCGGUCAGCUCCAGUUGCCUGUGAUGGCCACGCAGUUGUGUAUGUGGCCCUCCCCAAGCACAAGUACCUGUACUUGCUCGGUGGCAACAGCAAAAAAGGAGCAUUGCGCUCCGUCUAUAGGGCUGAACUGAGCAGCGACGGCGUGAGUGAUUGGAAGCCUAUGCGUGGCAUGCCAGUGAAAGGGCGCUACUCGUUCACGGCCACGCACUGGAACGAUUUCAUUGUCGUCUUUGGUGGCUUUGGUGGCUCUAGCUGCCCAGUUUCUUUCAACGACUUGCUAUUCUACAACAUUCACGAUGACAAAUGGAUAUCUCAGCGGCCUGCAAACCGUGAGAAGUGGCCUGACCCCCGGUGCCGGCACACUGCUACCUUGCAUAAAGGAUGUCUCUAUGUGAUUGGGGGCUGCGCGAAAAGCAGCCUUCACGACGUGUGGCGCGCUGAACUAGACGGACAAGGUCCAAAAGUGCGCUGGACAAAGCAAGGCUCUCUACUGAAGGCGGUGCACCGACACUGGGUGCUCGUACAAGGGGAUGCGCUGCUAGUGGUAGGUGGGUUUCAUCAGCCACUGUCCCGCAUUCAGCGCGUUCCAUUGGGACAAGACCCAACAGUCACAAUGCAUAUCACCAACCACGUUAACCUCGGCGAGACUGGUCGAGCUUCGCUUGUUGGCUUUGCGGCAGUCAUGGAUGAAGCUGACCGUCGACUCAUUGUGUUUGGAGGCGAUGUUCCACGCUCCAAAGGCAAGCAUGGAGCUCGCCAGCAUGUCACGCGUACUUUCGGGUCGAGGUGUCAGGCUCUCCGUCGUCAUUCUCACAUUAUCCAGUUGCAACUCUGUGAAAGUCAGCACAACGCUGCAUCGAAUGGUGAUGAGUUGGUGUGGAGCGAGUGGAAGCCACAUGCCGAUCUGGAUCAGUCAUCACGACUUCCCCCUUUGACAGGCUGGACCGCCACUUUGGUUGGUCACACCGUGUACUUGAUCGGUGGCCGGCGCGACGACUCAAACCCCUUCUCCGACUCUAUCUACGCCAUCAACCUUCGCCUGGAACACUCGCAACUGCUCAAACAGAUAGAGAUCAUCGGACGCGAACUGGAGGGAACCAUCCCGCAGUACCCUCAAAACCUCCGGGAUGAGGCCAUAUCCGCUGCCAAACGGGCGCUCCCAUCACUUCAAGUGACAACAAGCAACACGUGCCGCAGCGACCUGCGUGUUAUGACACUAAACGUUCACGAAUUUUUUGAUCCGUCCCGAUCGCGACUAUUAAAUCAUGAGGUCAACAAAUGCGUUUCCUUGUUUGCACCAGACGUGAUUUGCCUGCAAGAAGUCAAGCACCCUCUGCCCGCUGGGCGUGAGCCCUUGCGGCCGAGCUCGUCCUCAGACCACACUGCAUUGGACGCGUUGGCUGCGCAAGUGGGAGAUACAUUCCCCUUCUUUAAGGCCUACCCAAACGCUACAAUUGGAAACGCCAUACUCGCCCGUCAUGCCAGUGAGCAGACCGAGGUGUUUCAUGACAACACUGGCUGCCAAAACACCGUGCUUCGCGUUGUCAAGGGGUUUGAAUCCUGUGAUUUAGCAGUAGUUUCGACUCACCUGACAAGUCAAACCGAUUGUGAUCGACUACAGCUAGUCGAAUCACUGAGGAAAUGCUUACGAGGUUACUUUAAGAGGCCCCUAACAGCGGACUGCCAUGAGCUGCAGCUGACAUGCCUGCCGCACAUUCUCUGCGUUAGCUUCAAUGCAUCGCCCGAGCGGACGUCUGAAGCCCCGAGCCCCUCGGACAGACUGGACAUUCCUUCUCACAUUGUCUACGAGUACCUGACCCAAACGAAGGGAUACGUGGACCUGAACACUGAGUCGCUCCAGUCCACGUCGCAACACAGCAAGGCCUACAUUUUGUGCUCUCGUGCGUUGUGGUGCCGAGUUAAGUCGCACCACCUGCACGCGCAAGCAACAGGCUCUGACCACUUGGCGCUGCUGGCACACUUGACGCUUGCUCCUCGCAACAAUAUUGUGGGCCUGUGUGGCCCUGUCAACGUGCUUGAAAAAAUUUUAGCAAGCGACCGAGCCGCCAAGGUCCAAAAAGUGUUGUACAAAGCCCAAAAUGAUUUUCUAAAAGCGUGCGAGGCCAUGGCAAGGGACGGCGUCGAAAUGGUUGUGUUGUAUGGAGAGCAUGUUGGCCACGUGGCGCCAGCACUGGAUCGGCUCUUUGUCCUUCAAGAUGGUGAUCCAACUGACGAGUUCCGAUAUAUGGCCAACAGCGAGCUGUGUGGUUCUGCUGCGGAGGCAGCGGAGCGUUUGGCUGAUUACUUCUGCCUCUUUAACCUUUGA
Molecule: messenger RNA, 3612 nt
Organism: Monosiga brevicollis MX1
Lineage: Eukaryota; Choanoflagellata; Craspedida; Salpingoecidae
Exons: 1
Coding region: 1-3612 (1203 amino acids)
Biological process (GO): DNA repair
Molecular function (GO): protein binding; endonuclease activity; DNA binding
Source: RefSeq, a predicted model, not a curated record